UCUACUUCACCUCACCAGUUGUCUCAGGCUAGCACCCGUCAGUUGAUGAGACCCAAUGGGUGAUCGCCCCGCCAUGAGUCGAUAUACCAACGUCACAGUUGAGUUCAAAGUCGAACCGUUCCAUAUUCCUGCGACAGCCAUUCGAAAACUCGAACAGUUUGCUAAUGGUUCAGGAGGGCUCGGUGACGUCUGGAAAUGUUCCAUGUCUACACAAUCUGAGACCCGCACUGUCGCUGUCAAAUCGAUCAGGAUCCCUCAAUCAAAUGAUAAAGAACUAGUAAAAAGAACAGGCAGGAGAAUUCGCCGCGAGGCUUAUGUUUGGAUCAAGUUGUCGCACGACCACAUUCUCCCUUUCGAGGGUGUUACCGAAGAAUUUGGGCCACUUCCUUCAUUGGUUUCUCCAUGGAUGGAAAACGGAUCACUGAAUUAUUAUUUGAGGCGCGAGUUUUCCAAACUGACUGAACUUCGAAAACUAGACCUUAUGCAGCAGGUGGCUGCUGGUCUUGGUUAUUUGCACGGGCAGCACGGCGGGGGCAUCGUGCAUGGUGACUUGACAGGGACCAACAUUUUUGUUGAUAGCUCUGGUUGCCUCCGUCUCGCGGACUUUGGUCUGUCGAUGAUCCUCGCCGAGGCGGAAAAUACUACGUUCAACUCCUGUCAUCCAGGAAACACACGUUGGAUGGCCCCUGAGGCUAUUGACGCUCAAGACGAGAAGCCAACCAAAGCUGGAGAUAUUUAUUCGUAUGGCUGCGUGAUGUUGCAGAUCUUCUCGGGAAAGCAACCUUACGAGAAGAUCAAAACUGUAGGUGCCGUUAUGAACGCAAUCAUUCAAGGACGUGAGCCUUUUGAUGGAAUACAGAGUCGUGGGGUGUGUGGACAGCUCCCAACGCGAUGCUUGAAUAGGAGACCAGCUGAGCGCCCAACGAUUGACGAUGUCAUGCGAGAUCUGGGUCACCGUAAUUAGUUUUGUAUUGUUAUCGGUCAUAUCAGUCAGAACAUCCAUACCAGAAAGAACCACGCAAAGAGGUGCAGUCUUACUUCUCCAACAGUGCC
Suillus paluster is the source of this 1053-nucleotide messenger RNA. RefSeq names its product kinase-like domain-containing protein. Gene Ontology annotation, biological process: protein phosphorylation. The coding region runs from base 56 to 964 and encodes 302 amino acids. NCBI's taxonomy places the organism in Eukaryota, Fungi, Basidiomycota, Agaricomycetes, Boletales, Suillaceae. The record is from RefSeq and is a predicted model, not a curated record. Gene Ontology annotation, molecular function: protein kinase activity; ATP binding. The transcript is spliced from 8 exons.